UGUAACGAGUUCACUACCCAUGUUAUGAAUCUGUUGAGGGAGCAGUCUCGCACACGGCCCAUCUCACCGAAAGAGAUCGAGCGCAUGGUCAACAUCAUCCAUCGCAAAUUCAGCUCCAUCCAAAUGCAGCUUAAACAGAGCACCUGUGAAGCAGUCAUGAUCUUGAGGUCCCGCUUCCUCGAUGCCAGACGGAAACGGCGGAAUUUCAGCAAGCAGGCGACCGAGAUCCUGAACGAGUAUUUUUACUCACAUCUUAGUAACCCUUACCCCAGCGAAGAGGCCAAAGAGGAGCUGGCUAAGAAGUGCAGCAUAACAGUAUCCCAGGGGGUGGGAACCACCAUCACAGUGGCACAGGUAUCCAACUGGUUCGGCAACAAGAGGAUCCGCUACAAAAAAAACAUUGGCAAGUUCCAGGAGGAGGCCAACCUGUAUGCCGCUAAGACAGCCGUGACUGCCGCGCACGCAGUAGCUGCCGCCGUACAGAAUAGUCAGACCAACUCACCCACCACACCCAACUCCGGAUUCCAGAUGAAAGAUGAAGAAUUUCAGCUGGACUCUGCAGAGAACAAAAACACUCUAUUAACCAACAUGUUCACUGGUUCGUCAGGUUCUUUUAACCUCCCAAACUCGGGGGACUUGUUCAUGAGCAUGCAUAAUCUGAAUGGGGAUUCUUACCAAGGGGCACAAGUCGGAGCCAAUGUGCACUCACAGGUGGAUACCCUGCGCCAUGUUAUCAGUCAGACGGCAGGAUACAAUGAUGUCCUGGGGGGGAAUCUCAUGUAUAGUCCACAUAGCUUGAAUGGUAAUGGGGGGUGGCAGGCUGCUACGACUCCAUCCUCUGUGAUCUCCCCUGCAGAAGGCCCUGGUAGUGUGCACUCUGAUACCUCGAACUGAUCUCCUCAUUGACAUGGAUCCUUCCCAAGCUGUGGACAACCAAUCACAGAAUUACAAAUCCACAGACUGACCAAUCAGAGACACAGUAUAAACUCUUAACGCUCAUCCAGAAACAUCAUCAUGGAAUCAUCCACAGUACCCUUCCACAGCGUUUUGGAAGCUGGAUAUUUCCUAGCCGUAACAUCAGUCCACUGCAGUUUUUACUAACAAUCUCUCCUCCGAUCAUAUUAAACAAUUAUGUUUUGUUUCUUUUAUCAUUUGAAGUGUGCAAACUCAAAAUGUAUGUUUAAAAAAUAGUGUUUUUUUUUUCUUUUUUCUUGAGUUUAUUACUGGUCAUAACCCUCUCCAUUGUGCUAACUAACUGUCAGCAAAGCUUUAGGAAUACAUCUGGUACUGUACUUACAAAGUAUAUUCAUAUGAUGCUAACCGAUGCAUUUAACAGGGCUAAAUGCUACAGAAGGCAGCUUGGGGGAUUAAUUGCUGAUAUUUUUUUAGUUUUAUUAAUAUCUCACCUAGCAAUGACUAAAACAAGACCACCUAUAGCAGGCAAUCCACUCCAUUUUGGGGGGUGAUUUUUUGAAAUACCUGGCAAUUAAUGUCUUUUAAGAAAAAAAAACACACAAAACGUAAUCAAUAUUCAGUCCACUACAAUUAUUGAAGGUAAGUGUAGAAGAUGGGAAAAGGAAAUAUGGGUCAUCUUGUUGGACGCGCUUCUGGCAAUUUUCCAUUCAAAAACUUUCUUGCAUAUGACAUAGUUUGAGAGUAUUCAUACAUCUCACAAAUAAAUACUCCGCUUUAUUACCUCAUUGAAAAACAUAGAAAACCAAUAGAUUUAAAACAUUUCUUUAGCUUAUAGCGCUCUCACUGACUACCUCUCAACAAAAAUCACCACAACCAUCGUUUUUGUCUUUUAUUUUCUGUCAUUCUUUUUUGUGUCUUUUUAAAAUACAUUUUAUACUUUUGUUAGAUUCGGUUCCAUCUUGUAUGAAAUUUGCUCUCUCUGACUCUCUCUUGCGCUUUAUGUAAUCUAAUGUAUAUUUUAACCUUCUAAGAAAACUUAGUUGCUUUGUUGCAACUUUUAAAAAGAAAAAAAAAAACAAUAUUAAUAAUAUGAAUAAAACAGAGAGUAUGGAGAGUACAGUGGCUGGUGGAGGGGAAUUUUGUGCUGGAACAGGGAGGGGGAAAUACGAUCAUAAAAUUAACAGCAAACAGUUAAACUGUUGUAAAUACUGAAGAACAUUUUGAAUGUUGCUCAUCUUGUUACUAAUUCAUGCAAAAAAGACAUAAAAAAAAAUUAUAAACAAAAACCCAUGAUGAAAAAAGAAGAAAGAAAGAAAACCUGUAAUGUAUAGAGGUUUCAGUAUUCAGAAUUGUACAUUACAAAACCCUGUGUGACAGGGUUCUAACUUUCCUUCUCUUCUCUUUUUUUUUUUUUUUUUUUUUUUUGUAUCGUAUGUGAUUCUGAAACUAAAAAAAAAAAAAAAAAAACAGUCAUACAAAAUUUAUUUGUGGCAGUGGUUCUAAUGUAUUAAAGAUGUUUCAUUUUUCUUUCUAACCAGACUACACCCUGGACUGAAAAGUCUUCCUUGUGGUAGUUAUGUGUAAUUUCGAUGAAUAAAAUGUUUUCCUUUCAUUGACAGUCUGUUUUGAUAUUGCCUUAGGUACACUUGAGGAUAUUAUAAUACUAAUAAAAAUAUUUUUUAA
Messenger RNA from Carassius gibelio (silver crucian carp), 2598 nucleotides. RefSeq names its product pre-B-cell leukemia transcription factor 3-like. NCBI's taxonomy places the organism in Eukaryota, Metazoa, Chordata, Actinopteri, Cypriniformes, Cyprinidae. Gene Ontology annotation, biological process: regulation of transcription by RNA polymerase II; brain development; embryonic organ development. The record is from RefSeq and is a predicted model, not a curated record. Gene Ontology annotation, cellular component: nucleus. Gene Ontology annotation, molecular function: DNA-binding transcription factor activity, RNA polymerase II-specific; RNA polymerase II cis-regulatory region sequence-specific DNA binding. The transcript has 8 exons. Bases 25 to 894 code for a protein of 289 amino acids.